AUGAGUCAAUAUGCCCCCGUUCGUGGAUCAAAGCAAGCCACGAUUGUUGAGCAGAAGCAGCAUUUCCUCCAGACCAGGAAACACAUCUUGUCGCGUGGAAUACCGCCAUCCGAACGGCUGCGUACGCUUGCGCAAGAUGGCGGCAUAGAACUCAGCGUUAUGAAGGGGGUGCUGGAUAAAGUCAACCGCGACCUCAAACGGCACUCACGGUCAGUCUACAGCCGCCAAAUGAUUGAGCACGUUGUGGAGCAAAUAGACACCUUGUACUGGGACUCGGGCGCACAGCCCGUCGACGACCACGAAGAUGACCAAAUCGCAUCCGACAUCCACGAAGACGAUGCGAACGCGCUGUAUCAAGACGCCGAUCUCACUCUCGACGAGAACAUUGCCAAACUGUCCCCCACAUGGCAUGGCCGCGAUAGCAACGACCAAAUAACCCAAGACGAAUACCUCUCCUCUGUCUCGCGCUUGCAGGAACUAUCUGCCCAGCGGCAGACGCUACAGAACAAACUCAACACAUACCGCACACUGUUAUCGCUGCUGGAGCCAUAUCGCCAGCCCAAGGAGAGCAUACAGCCAAAUUUGGCGUGGAAAGAUGCCCCGCUAGCUCCAGAACUAGCAAAGACUCGGACAUUGGCCAUACGCGUUGCAGCGAGGGUCGAGGAGAAGUUUGGCAAUGUACAGGUGCCUGCGACCGCCGAGGAUGAUGAGGAUGUAGAAAUGGACGGACUUGAAAACCAGGGACAGAAAAAAGUGGACAAGGUAUUGGCGAGUUGGUAG
Molecule: messenger RNA, 780 nt
Organism: Exserohilum turcica Et28A
Lineage: Eukaryota; Fungi; Ascomycota; Dothideomycetes; Pleosporales; Pleosporaceae
Exons: 2
Coding region: 1-780 (259 amino acids)
Cellular component (GO): Mis6-Sim4 complex
Source: RefSeq, a predicted model, not a curated record